UCUUGAAGUGGUUUGCAGCAUAAGGCCAGCUCUCGGCGACGUUACAACCCAAGCGGGAGAAAGAUCAGCAUUCUACGACCUGAGCCGCCGUCAACCAUUCCGAGCUCUCCCACCAAAAAAAGCUCUGGUCCAAAAAAGAAGUACUGUCGCCAGAGCCGAGCAGCAAGAGCAUCUCGAUCUUUGUUUUUCGACAUGGCAUCGACGAAACCCCACGAGACCACCGAGGCAGGAGUGAGCAGACGGCUCGUCAGCUCCGGGUCUGCGUUCGAGGCGAGGAUUGGUUAUUCCCGGGCCGUUGUGACGGGGGACUGGGUGUUUGUGUCUGGAUGCACGGGGUACGACUACGCGACGGGCAAGAUCUCGCCUGACCCAAUCCAGCAAGCCGAGCAGACGAUGCGCAACAUCUCGGCCGCACUCGCGCAAGCGGGCAGUUCCGUGGACGAGGUCGUCCGGGUGCGCUACAUUGUCCCGAGGAGGGAGGAUUUCAAGGAGAUGUGGCCAGUCUUGAGACGCUGGUUUGGCGAUGGCGAUGACGAUGGUGAUGGUGGUGAUGGUGAAGAUGGGCAAGGAGAUGGGAGUGGGAGUGGGAGUGGCAGGAGAAAGGGACCUAGACCGGCGGCCACGAUGCUUAGUUGCGCCCUGCUGGAGGAGGAGAUGAAGGUUGAGAUUGAGGUUACUGCCAGGAAAGGGUCUGCCUUGCUAAGUCACGAGGGAGGUUCUGUGCCGGACCUUUGAGAUAGGGAGGCACUUGACAUCGUGGAGAGGCCAGGUGCCUAGAAAGUGAGCUGUGAGAACCCACAACUCUUCAUCGACCGUGUCUCUGUCGAUGGAGUUCAACAUUGGACGGCUAUUGUGACCGAGAUUGAGCAGUUAUGUGAUCUCUUUGCGUUGUUGCGGGAAGGGCGCGAAGUUGUACUGGCCAACAAUCAAGUAAGGUACUCGUCAUUGAGAAGGGAAGCUAAAUGUUCAUUUCUCUGUCGGUCAGGCUCAUUCAAUGGGCAGUCAUCCUUGGCGCAGCACCUCGUGGAUUAUCAGUCUCGGACAAGCCAGUACGCGCUAACACACCAACAAAGUAUCUAAACCUCCGC
This is a messenger RNA of Microdochium trichocladiopsis, 1088 nucleotides long. RefSeq names its product Endoribonuclease L-PSP/chorismate mutase-like protein. The record is from RefSeq and is a predicted model, not a curated record. The transcript has 2 exons. Lineage: Eukaryota; Fungi; Ascomycota; Sordariomycetes; Xylariales; Microdochiaceae. The coding region runs from base 193 to 735 and encodes 180 amino acids.